UACAUACACUUUCUUUGCUGCCGGCUGUUUCAGAGUAAAAAAAAUUCACACUCCUCCUUGGAAACUGACUUUCUCGUCUCUUUCUUCUUUAUACCUUUUUUUUUUCACAACCAUUCAAUAAUUAAUACAGUAAUGACAGACCCUUCUUCAAUCAAACCCAAACAAUGGCCAAUAUAUCGUCCCAUUGCGCCUUCCAUUCCUUCAGCGAUACCACAACCACCACUGUUUAAAUCCAGUUGGGACGACUACGAUAAACGUAAACGGGGCGAUUCAAACGGUCCUGACGUGCGCAUGCGUACGGGAUCCGUUGAAAGCGAUGGUGAUAGCAUAAACAGCAGAUUAGGCGAGAGCUCUCACGCACUGACAGCCGAACAAAAGCUACGGCGAAAGGAACAAAACCGAGCGGCACAACGAGCAUUUCGGGAUCGCAAAGAACGUUAUGUCAAAGAACUGGAGACAAAGAUCAAAUUUAUGGAAGAUACCCACGCCACAAGCAUGCAGCGAGUUCAACGCGAGAGUGAGGAUCUACGAAACCCGACUGGUACGACGGCAACCGCAACGAUGACAACGACAGAAGAGAUGGCACCAGCUGCAAAGCGGAUUAUGCGUGUCGCUCCAUCUGCAGUCGCAUGCAUCCGAGACAAGGACGGCAUCAGUUUCUGCGAACGACUCAAGGAAGAAGUAUGUUCCUCUGCGUAUGAUCAACUACUCUCCGAACCCUUAUUUGAUCCCUCUUCAGGCGUUUUCAACGACGCGGUGACACAGCAUCCAGUACCCAUUGCAGCAGGAGGCACUUUUAAAAACAAUAAUGUCGUUCCAUUACCGGACGCAAUGCUACGACAUGACUUUGACAGGUUUAUGGACAGCAUGACGGACCGAACCAUCUUGGAUCCAGCUACACAUGAAACCAAGUUGGUGCCGUGCAAUGAGAUUUGGGAACGCGUGUCGGAACAUCCUCAGUUUGAACAGUUUGAUUUGGAUCUGUUGUGCGAGGAGUUGAAGCGAAAGGCGAAAUGCUCACAUGAUGGCACGGUCUUGGAAGAGGAUGAGCUGUCUCAAGUAUUACGUAAGAUGGAAGCAAGUCUUGGUGGUCCAGAACGGUGA
Molecule: messenger RNA, 1104 nt
Organism: Zychaea mexicana
Lineage: Eukaryota; Fungi; Mucoromycota; Mucoromycetes; Mucorales; Lichtheimiaceae
Exons: 6
Coding region: 133-1104 (323 amino acids)
Cellular component (GO): RNA polymerase II transcription regulator complex
Molecular function (GO): transcription cis-regulatory region binding; DNA-binding transcription activator activity, RNA polymerase II-specific
Source: RefSeq, a predicted model, not a curated record